AAGCAACCAUGUCCGGCCCAGUCCCCCUGCCCCCGCUCCCACCGUUCACCCGCGAAACGGCCCACGCAAAGGUCAAGGCGGCGCAGAACAAGUGGAACACUUGCGACCCGGCGCUCGUCGCGCCGGCGUAUACCCCCACGAGCGUGUGGCGUAACCGCGACCACUUCUUCAGCGGCACCGAGGCGAUCAAGGCGUUCCUGACGGACAAGUGGGCGCGCGAGCACAACUACAAGUUGCGGAAGGAGCUGUUCGCGUUCGAGGGGAACCGCAUCGCCGUCGAGUUCUGGUACGAACACUCUGCUACCCCCGACCCCAGCAGCCAGUGGUUCCGGACGUACGGGCUCGAGCACUGGGUGUUUGCCGAGGACGGGCGGAUGAAGAGCAGGCAGAUGUCGGGCAACACUAUCGAGAUCGCCGAAGCCGACAGGUGGUUCAAGGACGGCGUGGAUGUCGACGCUGGGUCAGUGCCUGCGGGGCACAUCUCGUCGGCGUACGAGGCGUAGGCGAGCGGGUGCUGCCAAGUGCACGAAUAUACUAUGUCUGUCGCAUCUAUGCCACAUCGUCUAUGUCUAUGCACG
Molecule: messenger RNA, 578 nt
Organism: Vanrija pseudolonga
Lineage: Eukaryota; Fungi; Basidiomycota; Tremellomycetes; Trichosporonales; Trichosporonaceae
Exons: 4
Coding region: 9-503 (164 amino acids)
Source: RefSeq, a predicted model, not a curated record